CCCACAUGCCCUUGAUCUCUGAAAACAUGCGUAUCAACACAUCCUGUCACACCGUGGCUCGCUCAUCCCCAUCCUGCUAAACGUGCAUGUGUCCUCAUACAUGUGCUUGGUAAAAGUUUUAGUUUAAUUCUUUAUUUCAUUCAUUUGUAAAAUAAAAAAAAUAAACAAAAUUUAAUGUAAAUACAAACUUCUCCAAACUAGAAUGAAAGGGAGCAGAAAGAAGACAAGUCUUAUUUUAUCUGCCCCUUUAUCAGUCAAGUGAUUUCUAAAAUGUCAUCACUAUGAACAAUCUCAACAACUGCUUUUUUUUUUCAUGUUAAAGGUGUACGGUCAUGAUGUAAUUUGUCCUGGCAUCGAUUCAGCCAAAUGUGUUCUUAGUUAAUGAUUGCUGUGGCAACCCUAACACGAGGUGAAAUAAAAGCUGUGUCUAAUCUGAAUAUGCACAAUCAAGUGCUGCAACUACAGAGCUGUCAGCCUCUAAAUAAGGCUGAUUAAUCCAAAUCCAAAGUGUAACUCAUGGGAAAUGCACCAAGAGCAAAAUGCCUGUCUUUUGAAAUCAGGGGAUUUAGAGAUUUUGGAGACACGUGCACAGACAGCUAUCCUACUUGAAGACAACCACUUUGCGGUAUUAGAACAGACAGAAAGAAGAGGAGGAGGAGAGAAGCGGAGAGGCAGAAAGGUCAGGGUCUUGCCUGUUGAAGUGAGCUUGACUGCAAUCAGAGCUGCGGGACAAACGGAGAACAGGGGAAGUUUUGUUAGCAGGCUUUGACUUCAUCAUUGUGGUCAUCUGAGUAAAAAAAAUAUUUUUUUUUUACACAAGACUGAAAAGGGAGGAGAGAGACUAACAAAAGGAGCCCAGACAAACAAAAAGAAUAUCUUGUCCUUGCAGUAUUGAGGUAUCAUGACACAACAGGUCAGCGGCUCACCGUUCCUCAAACCCUUCUUUCUGAAGACGCCUGUCAGAGUGGUCACCCCUCUGCAGCAGAGAAGACACACACUCCCCGCCAGCGAGUUCAGGAACCUCACGCCACAAGACGCCAUCAGUGUGUUCGAGAUUGAAAGAGAAGCAUUUGUCUCUGUGUCUGGAGAGUGUCCGCUUACCCUGAAUGAAGUGCUUAAUUUCCUGGGUCAGUGUCCUGAGCUGUCACUGGGUUGGUUUGAAGAGGGACAGCUGGUAGCUUUCAUCAUCGGCUCUGGUUGGGACAAGGAGAGGCUUUCACAGGAGGCCAUGACUCGGCACGUCCCAAACACCCCCACCGUGCACAUCCACGUGCUGUCAGUGCACCGCCACUGUCGCCAGCAGGGCAAGGGCUCCAUCCUCUUGUGGCGUUACCUGCAGUAUCUGCGCUGCAUGCCGGGCAUCCGCCGGGCUCUGCUGAUCUGCGAGGACUUCCUGGUGCCCUUCUACCUCAAGGCCGGCUUCAAGGGGAAAGGGCCGUCUGCCAUCUCCGUGUCCAACAUGCACUUCCAAGAGAUGGAGUACACGCUCAGGGGGCAGGCGUACGCACGGCGGAACAGCGGCUGCUAGUCCCUCGACCUCCCAACCCACCCUCCUCCCACUUGCUCACCUCUAACGUGGACUCAAGGCAGAAAAGAUUAACAAAACACAUCAGGCAGAUGGACAGAUAAAAAGGGCUGGUGAGCACUGGGUUCAGCAUCCUGAAGUCCCCUGUGACCCGCUGAACGGGGUCCAUGUGAGGACAGAGGGGACGAAAAGUGGAUUCACUUCUUCAAGCAACAAAAUGUUUUGUUUUUUUCUACAAAUAACAUCGUGUCUUAUCAGAGAUCAAAUGUCUUAGCAAAUCAGCUUUGUGAGUUUA
Molecule: messenger RNA, 1820 nt
Organism: Acanthochromis polyacanthus (spiny chromis)
Lineage: Eukaryota; Metazoa; Chordata; Actinopteri; Pomacentridae
Gene: aanat2
Product: arylalkylamine N-acetyltransferase 2
Exons: 3
Coding region: 902-1528 (208 amino acids)
Biological process (GO): response to light stimulus; circadian rhythm
Cellular component (GO): cytoplasm
Molecular function (GO): aralkylamine N-acetyltransferase activity
Source: RefSeq, a predicted model, not a curated record